Rodentolepis nana is the source of this 1260-nucleotide messenger RNA. The record is from the annotation of a GenBank genome assembly. Lineage: Eukaryota; Metazoa; Platyhelminthes; Cestoda; Cyclophyllidea; Hymenolepididae.
AUGAAUACCACCGAAAACAAAAAGGAUAUUUCAGCACAAAAGAGGAGCCCUCCAAUUGCCAACAAUUCCACAGAAAAUUCCAAAGAAAUCCUUCUUUCUGAUAAAGUCUCCCGGCCCUCUCAUCUCUCAUCAACUAACCAGAAGGCGAAGGUUAGCUCCCGUCGAGCUACAACAACAAUGACGACAAAUGAGUAUAAAUCAACUUUUCCAGACUCUGAUACAGAACAAAGUGAUACAUCUACAACUUCGUCUUCCUCCUUGGAUGUACCAAAUAAUCAAAUUCCUCCAGAAAUGCAAUCAUCUGAAUACCGAGUAUCAUCUACGUCUACUGAGCUUCCACCCCCUAGUCUUGAUGAAACUUCCACACCAACAAAUGAUGCUAUAGGAUCUAUGGAGAAAACAAUGUGUAAUAGCUGUACAGAAAGGGUUGAAUCGACACCAAAGACCCUUGAAAACUCAACGUUGGUCGAUUCAGAAGCUUCGUCUGAUCAGCCACCUGAAGAUGCUGGAACAAAUUUGAUUGUGAAUUAUUUGCCUCAAAAUAUGACACAGGAAGAAAUCAAAAGUCUUUUUGCAAGUAUAGGAGAGGUAGUGAGCUGCAAACUUAUUCGGGACAAAUCAACUUGUCAAAACCUCGGAUAUGGAUUCGUUAAUUAUGUAAAUGCAAAAGAUGCUGAGAGGGCAAUCACUACUCUCAAUGGUCUUCGCUUACACAAUAAAACAAUCAAAGUUUCAUUGGCUCGACCAAGCUCGGAAUCGAUAAAGGGGGCAAAUCUUUAUAUAUCUGGUUUGCCAAAACCCUAUACACAACAGGACAUGGAAAAACUAUUUACCUGCUGUGGAAAAAUUAUAACCUCACGAAUUCUUUAUGAUAGCAAUACAGGUCUUUCCCGUGGAGUCGGCUUCAUCCGAUUCGAUCAGCGAUCUGAGGCUGAGCAUGCGAUUCGGCAUCUUAACGGAAUCGUACCUCCAGGUUUCACAGAUCCCAUUACAGUUAAGCUUGCCAAUUCUCCCUCAGGAGGCGGAGGCUGCAAGAGUGGUAUGUCAAGCGUGGUCGGUGGAUUGGUCACCCCAGCAAUAAUGCAUCCAAAUUAUCACCAGCAUCACCAAGGUCUUCUACUGGCUGCAGCAGCUGCAGCGGCGACUUCUGCUGGAUCAAACGAUGGAAAGCCAAUUCCACCUCAGACUACAUUACCCCCACCUCCACAUUCGGCGCCACCUCUCGCUGGAAUUACUUUUAUGUAUCAGGUUGGACAAUGA